AUGGCAGGAAUUCCUGCUUUAUCUAGUCUCAAUGCCCCUCUAGCAAGCCUUGGUAACUCCGAUUGUGAGAAAAUUCCGCCAGACUUUGUCAAGAAAUUCGAUAAAGAUGUACCUCAGACAUUCAUACUUGAGGGUCCCCAGGGAAGUUCUUGGCUGAUUUUAGUCGUCAAAGUUGGAGAAUGUUUCUAUUUUCAGGAGGGUUGGCAAAAUUUUGUGGAAGAUAACUCCUUGGAGAAUGACGAUUUUCUAACUUUCUGCUACAGUGGUUGUUCAACAUUUUACGUUGAAAUAUUUGGCAAACACGGCUGUAGAAAGAAAGUUGCUUGCACAACUUGGAAAGACAAUGCAAUGCAUAGGAAUGACAAUGCAGUGGAACAGCUCCAUGGCAAAUCGAACAAUAGUCCUAAGCAAAUGGGAAGAUCAUUACGUUCCGGGACAAGGGGUUCAUGUUCAGAGAUUAGUCAAGCUGGCAAAGUGCAGGACAACUCGAGACACAAUUCUGAUCCUUUUAAAGUUCAACUGACAAAAACUUAUGCUAACAAAUAUGUGAAGUUUCCACGAGAUUUUGAAAAUGUUGAAAACCAUUGGAGGAAUGGAAAAAGCGCUUUCUUGCGGGUUCAGGGAAGAGAAUGGAAGGUGAACAUAGCGAAAAGUGGGAAAUAUUUUUUUCUUUCUACAGGUUGGUCCACUUUUGCGAAAGAGAAUUCUCUGAAAGAAGGAGAUGAGUGCAAUUUUGAGCUGAUAGAUAACAACGCUGAUGGUAUAGUGCUCAAAGUUAAUACAUCGAAGUUCCCAGAUAAGAGCAGUUCAUUAGAAGUGGCAUCCUUAGUUAAAAGCUACAAGUCAGGAGAUUGUGUUGUGGUUAUCAGAAUUGGUAAAGAUGGUGUUUCAUAUGCCAUUUGUGGCUACCUUUAG
Molecule: messenger RNA, 915 nt
Organism: Coffea arabica (coffee)
Lineage: Eukaryota; Viridiplantae; Streptophyta; Magnoliopsida; Gentianales; Rubiaceae
Product: B3 domain-containing protein At3g17010-like
Molecular function (GO): DNA binding
Source: RefSeq, a predicted model, not a curated record